UACAUGCCUGUAGAUGCGGAUUACUGAAAGAGAAGUUUAAAGGGAGACAGUUACCCGGACCUCACGUGAUGCAGCCAGAUCUACUCUGCCUGGCUUCUGAUUCUAUCUUCUAUUCCUUUCUAUUCUAUUCUGGUCUGUUCUUUCCAUUCCAAAAGACUAUUAUCACCGCAUUGAACCGAUUUCAGGAACAAGUGAAAUCAGCCUGGAGAAGUGACGGGAUUGGCCCCCCGGCCUCCACCCUGCAAGCCAGCCCUAAGGAUGGGUGCUGGAGGACGGUGAUGGUGGUUCUCACCCUUGUGUGAAGGACGGAGCCCUGGACGGCCAGCUUCCUGCCGCGGAGGGGGCACAGAAAUCCUUCUGCCGGGGCCUGAGCCUGGCCUGGGCGACAGGCCCUCCAUCCCGGAAUGCCCCUGCCCGAGCCCAGCGAGCAGGAGGGCGAGAGCGUGAAGGCCGGCCAGGAGCCCUGCCCUGAGUCCCCUGAGCCGGGCACAGAUGUGGUCCCUGCAGCGCCCACGAAGCCCAAGUUCUCCAAACUCAUCCUGCUGGUGGCCUCUGACAGUGGGGAUGGAGAGGACUGCGUCAUGUCGCUGGAAAUGUCUGACCCCGACGCCCUGGCCGGGAACCCCCAGAUCCUGCCGGCAGAGGAACAAGGCGAGGCGGUCCAGCCAAGCCCCCAGGCCCCUGAGCAGAACCACAGCAAGCCAGACCCAGCAACGCCCAAGCCCCUGGAGUUCCUGAGGACCCCUUUCGGGGGCCGCCUGCUGGUGCUGGAGUCCUUUCUGUACAAGCAGGAGAAAGCCGUGGGGGACAAGGUGUACUGGAAAUGCCGCGAGCACUCGGAGCUGGGCUGCCGGGGCCGGGCCAUCACCCGCGGCCCAAGGGCCACCGUCAUGCGGGACCACUGCCACCCGCCCGACAAGGAGGGCCUGGAGGCCCGGCGCCAGAGACAGAAGAAGCUGCCCAGCCCGGCCCUGCAGGAAGACCCCCAGGUGGAGGAGCCAAGGGAGGGGGUGGGCCCGGGGCUGGACGCCAAGGAGCCGGAGCCCACCCCGGGGCCUCCACUCAGCAAGCCGGCCCCCGAGGAGGAUGAGGGGCUCCGGGCCCUGUCCCUGCUGCGCCUGCCUCCCAAGAAACGCCCGACGCUGGGCGCUGGAGGGCCCCCGCCGCUGGAAUUCCUGCGGACCUGCUACGGCGGCAGCUUCCUGGUGCACCAGUCCUUCCUCUACAAGCGCGAGAAGGCCGUGGGGGACAAGGUGUACUGGACGUGCCGGGACCAUGCGCUGCACGGCUGCCGCAGCCGGGCCAUCACCCAGGGCCAGCGGGUGACCGUGAUGCGCGGCCACUGCCACCCGCCCGACGUGGAGGGCCUGGAGGCCCGGCGGCAGCAGGAGAAGGCCAUAGAGUCGCUGCAGGCCAGGCCGGGCGGCCCCGGGGGCACAGGGGACAAGCUGCUGCAGGGCGUGGACAGCCUGUUCUACCGCAGGGGGGCCGGCACCCUGACCCUCACUAGGCCCCGGCCCAGAAAGCGCUUGAAGGUCAAAGACGAGGGCCUCCCGGACCAGCCCCAAGCCCUGCAAGGAUCCCCCGCCGAGGACCAGGAUGAGGAUCCGGGAGGCCCCGAGUUCCUGAGGACGCCCCUGGGGGGCAGCUUCCUGGUGUACGAGUCCUUCCUCUACCGGCGGGAGAAGGCAGCUGGGGACAAGGUGUACUGGACGUGCCGGGACCAGGCGCGCAUGGGCUGCCGCAGCCGGGCCAUCACCCAGGGCCGCCGGGUGACUGUGAUGCGUGGCCACUGCCACCCGCCUGACCUGGGAGGCCUGGAGGCCCUGAGACAGCGGGAGAAAUGCCCCGGCUCGGCUCAGCGGGAGAGCUCAGGAGGCCCCGAGUUCCUGAAGACGCCCCUGGGGGGCAGCUUCCUGGUGUACGAGUCCUUCCUCUACCGGCGGGAGAAGGCAGCUGGGGACAAGGUGUACUGGACGUGCCGGGACCAGGCGCGCAUGGGCUGCCGCAGCCGGGCCAUCACCCAGGGCCAGCGGGUCAUGGUGAUGCGCAGACACUGCCACCCGCCCGACCUGGCGGGUCUGGAGGCCCUGAGGCAGCGGGAGCAGCUCCCCUGCCCGGCUCAGAGGGACGGCUCAGAACCCCUGCAGCCCCUGGAGUUCCUGCGCACUUCCCUCGGGGGCAGGUUCCUGGUGUACGAGUCCUUCCUUUAUAGGAAGGAGAAGGCGGCCGGGGAUAAGAUCUACUGGAUGUGCCGGGACCAGGCGCGCAUGGGCUGCCGCAGCCGGGCCAUCACCCAGGGCCAGCAGAUGACCGUGAUGCGUGGCCACUGCCAUUCGCCCGACCUGGCGGGCCUGGAGGCCCUGAGGCAGCGGGAGCGGCUCCCCAGCCCACCCCAGCAGGAGGACUCAGAAAAGAUACAACUUCUGCCUGAAGCUCAGCUGUGCUUUGAGACUUGUUCUCCUGAAAACCAAGAGAGUUACAGGAAGGUGGAAGACACCCGACUGGACAGCCAGGCCCAGUGAGGCCAGUGCCCUCACCGACGCAGCAGAGGGGAAGCUCUUGUGUCGCCAGCGUCAAGAAUGCGCCAGGUCCACGCGGGACCCCGGCACAUCCCACCCAGUUAGAUUUUGCUUGACCACAGCUCUCACUCUUCCAAAGCAUCCAUGGCACUUCCGCAGAGGUCUCCCAAGAGGGACACUUUGAUGGUGUCUCUGCGCAGCUGGCAAAGAAGAGCCCUGGGAGCUGGUGGCCCCCAGCUGUUCGUUGCGGGGGGAGGGGGGGGCGCCACAGCCAAGGCCGCAACCUUGGGAAGGUCUGAGGAGGCUCAGAGGCACCUCCCCGUCUCUGUCACUCUAGCCACAAGCACCCAUCCGCUUUCAGCGCCUGCCCACGGCUUGGCCAAGGACUUUCCUGUUGGGUGUGGUCCUGCUUCUGCUCUUUGGAGCGGCUGGUCUUGGCGGAGGCCACCUGAAGACAGAGGCGGGCAGGUUUGGGGAAGUUCCCGCCUCUUCAGGCCCAGCUGCCCUUCGCGGUGCUGGGCAGGGGCCAAGCGAGCCUUCCGGUCCUCGGCCACCUGCUGCUGGGGUGUGGCCGUCCCAAAGAGCCCAAACCAGAGUUCUGGCCACACCCUCUGUCGGGGUUUCCUUUGCUGCUUUCCAGAGUAAAUGAGACCCAGUGUCCACGAUGCCCAGCACUGGUGUGGUUCCUGGCUGAGCCUGGGUCACCCACGAUCGCCUGAGGCAGGAGGAGAGGCGGAUGCAGGUGGCCACGGGGGCGCAUUCCCCUCUGUCUGCUGGGACGGUGGGGAGCAGCGGGCUGGUGUCCUCGCACCCCAGAGGCUGCUGCUUGCUAAUGAGGGUUCCGUGCCCCCGCCCCGUAAUGGCAGAGGGGGCACAGGGCGCAGGCUCUAUCCCCUGCCGUGCUGACCACACAGUCUGCCCUCUGGCAAUGGGACAGUGACAGCUCAGCGCCCCCUCCACAGUCACUCUGCCUUUGCAUUUCCCGCAAUAAACCCUAUUUCCUAUCUCA
Phacochoerus africanus (Common warthog) is the source of this 3531-nucleotide messenger RNA. RefSeq names its product FLYWCH-type zinc finger 1 (gene FLYWCH1). The transcript has 10 exons. The record is from RefSeq and is a predicted model, not a curated record. Bases 405 to 2525 code for a protein of 706 amino acids. Lineage: Eukaryota; Metazoa; Chordata; Mammalia; Artiodactyla; Suidae.